Vigna unguiculata (cowpea) is the source of this 1455-nucleotide messenger RNA. RefSeq names its product monooxygenase 2-like. Lineage: Eukaryota; Viridiplantae; Streptophyta; Magnoliopsida; Fabales; Fabaceae. The record is from RefSeq and is a predicted model, not a curated record. Gene Ontology annotation, molecular function: FAD binding.
GCCACUCAAUCAUAUCACAAAAAUAUGGAAACAGAAUUAGUUCAAGACAUUGUCAUUGUGGGAGCUGGAAUUGCUGGUGUCACUACAUCUUUAGGGCUUCACAGGUUGGGUAUUCGAAGUUUGGUGUUGGAAUCUUCAGAUAGUUUGAGAGUCACCGGCUUUUCUUUGUCGAUAUGGCAAAAUGCUUGGAAGGCUUUGGAUGCGGUCGGUGUUGGAGACAAACUCCGCCGCCACCAUCAACCACUCAAUGAGAUUGUCACCACUUCAUUGGUUACUGGGCAACAAAUAGUAGCCAUACCUUUCAGACCAACAGGAGAUCAGAAAGGUAUUGAAAUCCGUUGUGUUCAAAGGACAACAGUGUUGGAAGUCCUUGUGAAUGAACUUCCGAAAGACACCAUCAGAUAUUCAUCAAAAGUUGUUGGUAUCGAGGAAUCUGGCUUCUAUAAGAUACUCCAUCUCGCUGAUGGGACAACCAUAAAAACUAAGGUGUUGAUCGGGUGUGAUGGAGUGAACUCCAUGGUGGCAAAGUGGCUAGGCUUCAAGGAGGCCUCUUUUACUAGGAGAUUUGCAAUCAGGGGUUUUGCACAGUUCAAGACCCACCAUGGGUUGAAGCUUAGGUUCAUGCAGUUUUUUGGCAAUGGUAUUCGAGUUGGUGUUGUUCCUUGUAACGAGAAGCAGGUCCACUGGUUUUUCACUUGUAUACCCACCAACCAAGAGCUAAAAGAGCUGAAAGAGGACCGUGCCAAACUGAAACCAUAUGUGUUAAAAAACAUCGAGAACAUGCCAAGUGAUGUGAAAGCCUGCAUAGAAAUAACGGACGCAAAUGGUUUUCUAUCAUAUCCAUUGCGAUACAGACAACCCUGGGAUCUGAUGAUGGGGAAUAUCAGUAAGGGUAAUGUUUGUAUAGGUGGCGAUGCUCUUCACCCCAUGACUCCAGACCUUGGCCAGGGAGCGUGUUGCGCUUUGGAGGAUGGUGUUGUUUUGGCCAGAUGCUUGGCGGAGGCAUUUUCCGAAGAGAAAGAGGAAGAAGAGGUGCUUUAUAAGAAGAUUGAGGAAAGCCUGAAGAAAUAUGCGAAAGAAAGAAGAUGGAGAAGCGUUGAUGUCACCACUACAGCUUACAUGUUGGGAUCCAUUCAGCAGGCUGAGUCCAGAUUGGUCACUUUUUUUAGGGAAAACAUCUUGGCUACAUUCAUGGCUAGUCAAUAUCUUAAGAAGUCAGGUUAUGAUUGUGGAAAAUUAAAUAGUCCCUAGCCAACACAGUUAUUAUGUGAAAUGAUCGGUCCUGGGGAAGUAAUUUACUAAAUAAUGCAAUAUUGUUUGAGACAUAAUGUCAUAUAUAUAUGACUUAAAUAAAUUUCGAGUUCCUGAUGCAUGCACUUUAAAUUAAAUUGAGUUACGAAUAAAUUUGUAUUGUCGAUUUACUAUCCAAUAAAAUUAUAUUUUUUAAUUGAGUUA